GAACGACCCAACACUCGCACUGAGGAGGAUUGAGGUUUCCGGGGGACUCUUUGCUCUCUGCUACACUGGGAUACAGUCUGCACAGAUUUGACCAAACAUAUCAUAGUAAAGCACUGUGUCGUUUAGAUUAACUUGUUAUUACUAGAGAGAGUUUGGCGCAGCAUCCUCUUUUGGUCAUCUUCGCGGAGAUUUAAAAGUCAACGGGACAAUGGCAGAUCAGCUGACUGAGGAGCAGAUUGCUGAGUUCAAGGAGGCGUUCUCGCUGUUUGACAAGGAUGGCGACGGUACAAUUACAACCAAGGAGCUCGGGACGGUGAUGCGCUCUCUGGGACAGAACCCAACUGAGGCUGAGCUGCAGGACAUGAUCAACGAGGUGGAUGCUGACGGUAAUGGUACAAUUGACUUUCCCGAGUUCUUGACCAUGAUGGCAAGGAAGAUGAAAGACACGGACAGCGAGGAGGAAAUCAGGGAAGCCUUCAGAGUCUUUGACAAGGAUGGUAAUGGCUACAUCAGCGCAGCUGAGCUACGGCAUGUCAUGACCAACUUAGGUGAGAAGCUCACUGACGAGGAAGUGGACGAGAUGAUCCGUGAGGCUGACAUCGAUGGUGACGGUCAGGUCAACUACGAGGAGUUUGUCCAGAUGAUGACUGCCAAGUGAAGAGAACACUGAAAUUUCUCUCAACGUUGCUUGUCCUCCUAAGAUCACUGUCUUUAAGAACCAAAAAAUAAGGAUCAAUUAUCAAAUGAUAACCCCUCCCCCCCUAAAAAAAAAUUACUUAUCUGUAGAAUAUUGCAAUUUGCGCUUCAGUACAUCCAACUACUUCUAAGGUAUCUGUUUAGCAAACACCAACAGAAUAAUCCCUAGAGAAGUUAAUGGACCAAGCUUUAAGUGGGCCGAAGCCCCCGUACUUCAGACCAAGAUUCUGCUGAGUCACCCAGCUCCUGAUUAAUUUAGAGGAGAAGAGCAACACUGAAAAGGCAGAGGGGAUAGGAAGUCAUGCUACAGUUCGUAUAGAGAAGUUGGUUCUUUAAUUCUUCCCAGGUAGUCUUCAACUAAGAAAAUUGACUCUCUUGCACCAGUGGUGAUUCUCUAAACACUGAAUUGAGUCUUCUUCUUGCAUGCACCCUUUCUGUGGCCGUCUCUUGUCACAACAAGGAGGCUCUGAUCCCGUCAGAGGUCAGUGGUCAGACUGUGUACACACUGGAGGUAUAUACAUAAAUAUAUAGCUAUAUAUCUGUAAAAUUUGUGUCACCAUUGAUUAUUGCGCGAGCAAAUAGUUGCGAUGUAGGGUGUUCAUCGGCCGGUGAUGAGCAUUCUUACACAUUGAAGAGUUCGGACAAGAAGGAGAGACUGAGAAGUGCUGGAGGUUUUCUCACCUGUGGGAUGUUUAUUUUGUCUUGUUUUGAGUCGUGGGCUUUACAUCGUCUGCUGCACUGAUUGGAGACAAUAGUGUGUUGAGAUGCUUCACAAUGAUCAUUGCGGAAACCACACUCGAGGACUGCGGUUAAUACACUUUGUUCUGCAAACAGAUAUCUUGACGAUACGAUCUUGAUGUGACGCUUUAUAAAUGUGUUCUCAAAUAUUAAUGUAUUGAUGACAAACUUUGCUCACAAAAUAUAUCCAUACAUAUAUAUAUUAGUGUAUCGUAAAGUUUGCACUGCCUAUUGUUGUAGUAAAUGACCCGUGACAUGUUUUCUCUUUGGUUUUGAAAUGUGCCAUAAUACUCUUAAAAAACAAAAAAAACUAACAAAAAAAAAAACGCCUCAAACUUCUUGCAAGACUCGUAGUUGAAUAGAAUAUAAUAACUUAUUAUAAUAACAUAAAAAUACAUGCAGUUGAACAUAUUUGCACUUUGGUAUAAACUACAUGGAUGUUUUAAAAAAAAAAAUGUUUUGUUCUAAAAGAAGAAAAAAGAAACCAAAUGUCACUGUUGCUGCUGCUAUAACAACCGUUUCACUCAUAUCUCGUCCUUGUUGGUGUCUGAUCUUCAAUUUGUAGUCGGGUGAUUCAAUCUUCUGUCUGCUUGCAGGAUACAUAUACUGUAUAUUCACAGAUACUACUUGUGGUGGGGAUCUUUCACUCGGGCUGUUAAACCUUCAAAUGGGGGCGAGGUGGGUUUGUAGCAAAGAAUUCAGCUUUAGAUGCACGACUGGUUUCAGUGUUAGGUUUUUUGAAGAGUUGGCAAAAAAUUAAAAAAAAAAGCAGGUCGGCUUAUUAUUCACUCAAAAAAAUACAGUUCGGCUUGAAGCGUGUCGAUUGGUUACCUUUGAGUCAGAUGUUUGGACGUUUAAUGGACUGUUAACUAAUGAGGGCAUCUCAAAAAUGUAAAGAUGUGAUAUAUUUUCCAUAAAUCAAUAAAUUGACUGAGCUUUACUUCA
This is a messenger RNA of Mugil cephalus (flathead mullet), 2379 nucleotides long. RefSeq names its product calmodulin 3a (phosphorylase kinase, delta) (gene calm3a). The record is from RefSeq and is a predicted model, not a curated record. The transcript is spliced from 6 exons. Gene Ontology annotation, molecular function: calcium ion binding. Lineage: Eukaryota; Metazoa; Chordata; Actinopteri; Mugiliformes; Mugilidae. Bases 209 to 658 code for a protein of 149 amino acids.